This is a messenger RNA of Phragmites australis (common reed), 2500 nucleotides long. RefSeq lists its product as uncharacterized. The transcript has 5 exons. The record is from RefSeq and is a predicted model, not a curated record. Lineage: Eukaryota; Viridiplantae; Streptophyta; Magnoliopsida; Poales; Poaceae. The coding region runs from base 205 to 2181 and encodes 658 amino acids.
CUUUUGCGGUGUCCGCUGGAGACGGCUGCAGAGGAGAGAAGAAGGGAUCAAGGGAAGAAGAAAAUUGUGCCAAGGAAAAGGAAAGAAAAACAACAACCAUCCCAAAAAAAAAACAGUAUACAAAAAGGAGAGCAGCAGCCCCUGCCCCUCCCCUCCCCCCCAUAGGACUCCAAUUAUUUCCUCCCUUCCUUCCUUACAAAAGUCAUGACGGCGGUGAUGGAUUUGGAUCUCAACUGCUUGCCGCCGUCGCCGGAGCACACCGCCCAGGAGGACCUCAGGCGGUCAAUGCUCCGUCAAGAACACGCCUUCCGCGAUCAGGUUCGGGUGAAGGACUUGCACAGGCUGUAUUGGGCUCAGAAGAAUCUCACGGAUGUGCCGCCAUUCUGGAAACAGUCCGAUGAUGUGCUGUAUGCUCACCAUCCGCACCAUCGUUCUCACAUGGUGGAUUUGGAUGACACAGGGAAUCCUGGCGUUUUUAGUCAUUUUUAUGGGCAAGGCGAGCAGGGCUGUGGACGUGAUGACGAUGAGGUUGCAAGGGAGAAUUUUGAUGUCAAGGGUUCAAUUCGGAGAAAACCUGAUCCUCCUAGCGUGCAGGGGAGGUCUCGUUGCCGCUUUGUGAUCGAUUUAGAGAAACCGGCGACAUUGGAUGAUGAUGUGGAGAUUGUUUCUUCACCAGGCUUCGUCAACUAUGCUACCUGCAGUGGUGUUUCCUCGUGUCAUUCCCAACGUGUUCCACUGGAGAGCUCUCCGGUGAUGCGUGAUCUGUGCAGAGAUCACAAUACUCCUUAUGUUAGUUCUGGUUCAACUGGUUCUAGUGAUACUCCAGACAAUCAUUCACCUGCGAAAGCAAAGACUACUGUAUCUGGGCGCAUGUUUAUUGACCUGAAUGUAGCUCAGGAGGAUGAUUUUAGUAUUCGCUCUGAUCCCUCUGAAGUGUUGUGUUCUCUUUUGGCUAGUUCUACUAAAGAACAAUCUGGAGAUUUUUGCAAUAUUUCCAGCAAAACAUUCCACAAGGGAAGUGAAUCUAGCAUUGGGUCAUUGAAAGGAUCAUCCAUCACAGUUGUCACAACCAUCUCUGCUCCAGACAGUGCAAGGGAAGGGGUGGCAGCAGGUUUAUUUUGUGAUUUUCAGAGUCACCAGCCUUACCGUGUGGAAGAUAAGAUUUUUGGAUCGGAUUCUCAGGGCUGUAUGGAAAUACGGUGGAAUUUAUCCUCAGUUAAUUCCAACGGUGGAAAUAAUUCUUCUUCAGGCUUAUCCAAAUUGGGGGACACCCAAACUGCUAAUUUAAUAGGACAACCAGUUCUUGCUGUGCAUAGGGAGCCCCAAGAGGAGACUAUAGCAGUAAUAUCUGAUGAUGAAGUGGAAGGCAUUGACUUAAAUGUAGCGGUUGAGAGCAUUGAUCUGCCGUCAAAUGUAGCAAGCAAUUCUAGAGAGGAACUUGUAAAUAAUGAUGGAAGUGAAGAAAACUCAUGCAACAAUUGUUUUACUCAAAAUGAGGGUCGACAAAAUGUUCCUUCCGUUGAAUGUCCAGCUAUUAGAAACAAUCACAUGGCUGAGAGUCAGGGUGGUGAGGAUGUACAGUCUCCAUGUUCUGGAAUUGCCAUGAACAGGUCUGUUUUUAUCCUGGAAAAUCCUCAAGGUCACGACUAUGCUUGUCCAAGCUUGAGAUCAUCAAGUAAUGGAGUAUCAAUUCCUCUCGAUAGUGUCAGCAUUCGUCAAGCUGAGAUGGGAGAGGAUGAAAAAAGUACCACUACAGCAGCUGAGACGCUUCUUUCCAUAUUCGCGACCAAUUCUGCAUGGAUGACAGACAGCCAUGGAAACAACAGUCAAACAGAUGCUCAGGUUGGGAACCACAAACCUACGCUUCCGUUGGAUUCUUUCGAAGAAAGUGUAUUGAGCCUAGAGGAGAUGAAAGAUGAUGGGGAAUCAAUCCCAGUGAGGCCACCUGAUAAGGAUGGGCCUUCCUGUGGGAUUAAGCUGAAGAGAGGGAGGGGGCUGAGAGAUUUCCAAAGGGAAAUAUUACCUGGGCUCGUCUCUCUGGCGAGGCACGAGAUAUGUGAUGACUUGCACACCAUAGGGUAUGAAAUCAGAAAAAAUCGGUCAAGGAGAACCUCUGGUGACCAGUGUACUCCAACACGAACAAGACUGCCUAGGCGCUGUUCUACUGCAUGGAACCUAUGAGCGUCUUCAACGUCACAGCUCCAACGUGCAGUGCCAAGAAACAUGAAAGGCGGCCGGAACUCUAACAAGCUUUGUGAAUAUUGCUGUGUACUAAGCAUAUCCGGAAACCUGGUUCGUGUCAGUAGUCAUUUCAUUGGAGAGAUUAGUUUAGCCAUUUAAUCGGCGAGCUUGGAGGAAAUGUUGAGAAUCGUUAGAUCGUGCUUUAGCAGAUGCAUAUUUGAAUUUAGCAACUGGCGGUAAAGCUAACCAUUUCUUUUCCCUUUCCCCCUUAUGUACUAAACCCGGGAUCUGCGAUGAAUGGCUCCAUAGAAUUGAAUAA